Molecule: messenger RNA, 855 nt
Organism: Platichthys flesus (European flounder)
Lineage: Eukaryota; Metazoa; Chordata; Actinopteri; Pleuronectiformes; Pleuronectidae
Product: C-C chemokine receptor type 2-like
Exons: 1
Coding region: 96-800 (234 amino acids)
Source: RefSeq, a predicted model, not a curated record
ACACCACCUCCAGUCAUCAAUCCCAUCAUGUGGGUUUAGCCUUGGCCUCUAUUUCUAUCAACACCGUCCUGGGUCUUCCUCUGAAUGGUUACGUCAUGUGGUUGAUCUUUGCAGGAGCCUCAGGCACUCUGACCUCAGACUUCUUUUCUCUCAACCUAGCUAUAUGUGAGAUCAUUUUCAUCUUAUUCAGCAUGACCUAUAUUGUUUAUGAUCAGCUGCAUGAUUUUCUCUGGUUUGAAGUCUUCAUGUUUUCACGCGGUCUUCUCUUCACCGGCCGACCUCUCUUCAUGUGCUGCAUCUGUGUCGAGUGCUACCUUGGUGUCGUCCACCCGGUGUUCUUUCUCCGGUGUAAACCCCUGAGAUACAAGCUGGCCUGCGGUUGUGUUGCCUGGAUGAUUAACUUGAUUUCCUGUAUCUACUCCCUGUACACAUAUUCAAAUUCUCUGUAUCUGUAUGGGUAUUUCAUUCAGAAUAUGUUCAUCUUCUUUGUAAUGCUCUCCUGCUGUCUCUCGGUGCUCUGGGCUUUAAAACGCCCUGGUCCUGGGGCGAAAGGCACAGGGAAGAAGAAGAAGAUCUGUCCAAUGAAGAGAAGAGCCUUCAAAAUCAUUUUGAUAAUCACCACUUCCCAGGUGUUUCAUUUCUCUAUGUAUGUUGUUGCUAUUCCACUGCAGUGUUGCCUCAGUACAAUGGAUUUUGCCACUGUCUUAACCGUCUGCACAAGCUUUGCUUUGACAACUGGGUUUAUUCAGCCCCUCCUCUACCUCCACAGGGCUGGAAAACUGGUGUGCUCAGGGGAUUAAUAAUCAUCACAAUCAUUGUCAAUAAACCAUGUGUAUAUGACUGUGCAGGUUUUCU